Molecule: messenger RNA, 774 nt
Organism: Leptopilina boulardi
Lineage: Eukaryota; Metazoa; Arthropoda; Insecta; Hymenoptera; Figitidae
Exons: 7
Coding region: 1-774 (257 amino acids)
Source: RefSeq, a predicted model, not a curated record
AUGACUGAGAAAACUAAAACUUUUUGCCUUGUCUUCUGGAAAGAAGACAAAACAUAUAGUGUUAUGGAAGAACCUCAGGAAUUAAAAAACAUUUGUGACGGAGAGGAGGCAGAUUUAGUGGAAGAAGGAACUUCAUAUAAAAUUAUUGUUUUGGCAAGAAGCGAUGUUAAAUCAAAUAGAACUGACGAAGAAUUAGUUAAGAGCGACAACCAAAGAGACUUUCUGCAAGAUUCGGAGAAUAAAAUAAUAAAUUCUAAAACUGAACUUACGAAGUCACAAGUCCCAAAAAGCGGCGACUCAAUGAAAAGCAAAAAAAGAGAUUCAAAUACUCAUAAGAAAAGUAACUUUACUGAAGAUAUUAAAAGCAAAAACUCACAUAACAAUAUUGCUCCAAAUAAACAGAUGCCUAAAAUUUCUAAAGUACAAAAACCAAAAGGUGCUAAAGCAAAUAGAAAUGACGCAGAAUCAUUAAAGAGCGACAACCAAAGUGAAUUUUUGCAAGAUUCCGACAAUGGAAAUUCUGACAAUGAAAUAAUAAAAUCUCAAAUUGAACUUUCGAAGUCAGAAGUUCCAAAAAGUAACAUGAACGAUAGCAAAAAUACUGAUCCGGUCGCAAUAAUUGAGCAUGUUAAAUAUUUACCUGGACAUUCAAAACAACAAAUGCCAAAAUUUCCUCCGGAAUUUGUUACAUUUCUGCGACAAUUUUUGGCCUUCGCAGAAAGUAAUCAAUCAAAUGAAAAUUCAGAUGAUAGCAACCAAAAAUUUGUGCAUUAA